Pochonia chlamydosporia 170 is the source of this 339-nucleotide messenger RNA. RefSeq lists its product as hypothetical. Lineage: Eukaryota; Fungi; Ascomycota; Sordariomycetes; Hypocreales; Clavicipitaceae. The record is from RefSeq and is a predicted model, not a curated record. The coding region runs from base 1 to 339 and encodes 112 amino acids. The transcript has a single exon.
AUGGUCGAACUAUGGUCGAACUAUGGUCGAACUAUGGUCGAACUAUGGUCGAACUAUGGUCGAACUAUGACUAGCCCACAAGAGCAUUCGAUCCCGACACAAGUGGCAUACGGCGACAAUUCGGCUUCCGAUAACCAUUCACCUGGGGGAAGCGGUCAGAUUAUUCCGUCGUAUAUGUCACCAGAGGCCGUUAGAGCAAGAAACAUCAUACUUUCCUGCAACCCUCCAGCAAAACAAAACAGAUACACAGCAUGGGACCAGCUUCUAACCCAUCAAAAAGCACAUAUUGACGACCUUCACCCGCCAAAAACGACAGAAACUGGAGGGUCAGUGCUCUAA